Messenger RNA from Protopolystoma xenopodis, 321 nucleotides. The record is from the annotation of a GenBank genome assembly. NCBI's taxonomy places the organism in Eukaryota, Metazoa, Platyhelminthes, Monogenea, Polystomatidea, Polystomatidae.
GUUGUUACUUUGUGGUAUCGUCCUCCGGAUGUACUUUUUGGUGCAAAAAUCUAUACCACCUCAAUUGAUAUGUGGUCAGCCGGAUGCAUUUUUGCAGAGAUGUCCAAUGCUGGAAGGCCUCUUUUCCCCGGCUUCGAUGUAGACGAUCAGUUACGACGUAUAUUCAAGUUGCUUGGUACUCCGAAUGAAUCAAAUUGGCCUGGUGUAACGGAACUUCCAGAAUACAAGGUAUUUCACACUUACCCCCGAAACCCCAACUGGCAGCAAGUUGUGCCCAAGAUGUCUCCAAGAGGAAAAUAUCUUCUGCAGAAAGCUUGCUAG